Molecule: messenger RNA, 3514 nt
Organism: Exaiptasia diaphana
Lineage: Eukaryota; Metazoa; Cnidaria; Anthozoa; Actiniaria; Aiptasiidae
Product: hamartin
Exons: 15
Coding region: 179-3439 (1086 amino acids)
Biological process (GO): negative regulation of cell population proliferation; regulation of cell cycle; negative regulation of TOR signaling
Cellular component (GO): TSC1-TSC2 complex
Source: RefSeq, a predicted model, not a curated record
GGAUGAGCAAGUUUUGGACGUACGGUGGAUGCAAAGCGUCGUUGGWAUGGCUCRCAUUACUUUCUAAUCASAUGAAGUUACUACAUAUAGACUCAGCCUUGCUUCUGGAUGCAUUGGCUCAAAUUUUGUCGAUCCCACUUACUUAUUUAACGACUGCGCGGCUGGCUAAGUUCAGAACAUGAGUAGCGGGCCGAGUUCCACGUCAAGCAACGAGGCAACUGCUCUAGACAGGCCUUCGGAGUUGAUUGCUCUGCUGGAUUCAGAUAAUUCAGAGACAGUUGAACAAACAAAGUCUUUAAUACAGGAGAAUUUAUACACUUCAAAGGACCCGAGUUUAUUGUAUGCUUUAGUUGAUUGUUUUCUAGAUACGCGCUCGACGAUGGCUCUGCAGAUUUUGACUAAUGUGCACGAAGCGAGAAUUAAUCAUUUAUUUGAUAAGCUAAACGACUGUCUUAAACACCAUGGUUUGCGACGUAAAGUUGAUACCUUUUCACUUCUUGGCCACAUCGUACGGAAACAGCCAUCGUGGUUGUAUAAAAUUGUAAAAACCUCUCUCUUUGAAAAUGUCAUCAAAUGCUUAAAGACCGAGUCYGAUGUACUGUUGUUAAUUAAUGGUAUUUUGGCCCUCACCACUCUUCUUCCUUUGAUUGCUACAUACGUUGAGUCUUGGUUACAUGAUUUCUUUGAAAUUUACACACGAUUGGCUGCCUUUUUGAAUAACAGACCAGGAAACAUUCCUGAUGUUUACUUACUGCAUCUACACGUUGCUGUCUAUUAUUAUUUCCAUCGUAUCUAUGCCAUGUAUCCAAACAACUUUGUUAUGUUUUUGAGGGGAUUUCAUCACAAURGUAGAAGCAAACAGAUUUUCUUCCAAACUACAAUUAAACCUAUGUUAGAACAUGUGAGACUGCAUCCCUGUUUGGUUACCGAGACAACACAGUCAGAAAUUGGCAAGCAUAGAUGGAGAAAAAAAGAACCACAGGAUAUUGUUAUAGAAUGUCAAAGCAUUUCCCUUGACCCAAUAGACAGAGUACAAACUGACAGUGGACUUACUACAUCCUGGACAUCCUGGCAUGAAGCUCUUACUCUGGAUAAGUCUGUCCCAUCAGUUUUAACGACAUCUGGCGACCAUACAAAAGAGGGUUAUGAAAUACCUCGCAUCAAUGAGCGAAGAAUGUCAGACUCAGCAACACAAACUGGAAAGUCACUUCAAACUGGUCACCACUGCAACACCAAACCCCUGAAUUUAACAUUGGAUGACAGUGCUAAUACCUGGAGUCCAACUGAAGUAUGUGGACUUUCAACUCCUCCUUCAGAGCACAUGUCACCAGCAACAAGCCAACCAGACCUAUCAUUAACCCAAGCUAGUCUUUCUGUCUCUCAACAUUGCUGUACUCCUGUGCUAAUAAGCACUCCAGGAGAAUCGCCAACUUCAUCUUUAGCAGGAGACUUGGCUCACAAUAUUCAGACUGCUUUUCUAAGAAAUAAACCCAAAAGGGGCUCCACAGGGAAGGCUUCAUAUACAAAAUCAUGUGAAAGCACACAUAUCACAAAAUCUCCUUUUAUUGACACUAAUGUAAGUAAAGUUGAUCUCAAAGUAAAUAGUUCACCACAACUAAGUGAUAAUCAAACUUCAACUCCRAAAUCUGAAAGAAAAGACAAUAAUCUUGAUGGACUGAAUGAAAAAAUCGAAGAAGACUUAAAGUCUGAAAUUUCGUUACCUUCAGAACCUGUGACACCAAUUGAUAAAUUGUGCAAUUAUGACUAUGGAGACAAAGUCCUAUCAGAGACAACAAACGAGGAAGAGGAACAGUUAACUUGUGGUGAUCACACAAAGACCACAAGUGAGAAUGUUGCUAAGGAAAUCAAACGGAUAUUAAGCGGAACAAAGUUUGUGUCCCAGGAAGGGGAGGAGACAGUGCCUGACAACCCUCCACCAAGCCUUGAAGUUUCACUUAUAGCAGAUGGUAACUUCAAUCAUGACAAUUUUAAAUCAACAGAAAGUAAUGAUGCUAAUUUAUUAAAAGAUGAACCUGCUUGCAAUCAUCUAAACAAGAGUAUAAGCAGUACAAAUUCAAAAGAGGGAAUUAGUUUUGUUGCUAAAACACAUGAUAACCAAACUGAGAAGGUGUCAAAUUUAAGUCAGUCACAGGAAACUCAAACUCCAAAUGCUAUAGGCUCCGACACUGCUCACCAAGAAGAUAAACGACAAAAAGACUCACUGAAUUUGUUUAUGUCACAAAAUGGACAACGUCAGGAACAAUUUGAUGACUGCAGUAGUCAUGGUUAUACAUGUAGUAAAAACUAUACUUCAAGUAAACCAACUCCUGUUGAAAUAUUGGAUAGUUAUAUUCAGAUUGGAUCCAGUGUUCACCUGACUGAGUUGACAAGCCUGUCUCUCAUAAGCUCACCUGAAACAGACUGGUCACAUUUUGGAGGUGAUGCUCCAGUAGAUGAAAUAGAGAUCCUUAGAGGUCAAAUUCAACUUCUUCAUCAUCAGUUACUGUAUGAAAGACACAAGUGUGAGCAACAUGCCACACGUAACAGGCGACUGAUUGGAAAAACCUUCAAAGCUGUUCAGUACCAAGAAGAGCUCCUAGCUAUUAAAGAUCACUUGAAGCUUCAAGAAGAAAAAAUGAGAGAGUUGACAGAAGCAUUGGUCAAGCAAACUGAGGAUAAUCUCAAAUUUAAGGAAAUCACAUCAACCUGGGACAACCAGCAACAGACUCAAUUAAGGAAUUUAUUAAAUGAAAAUGCUCAACUGCAGCAUGAUAAGAAAACUUUAAAAGAGUCUUUGGAGGAUCAGAAAAAGCAGUACAUUUGGCUCAAAGUGAAUUUAGAUGAAGCCCAGUCCAAGAUAUUUUCUCUGGAACAAGAGAGAGAACACUUAAAGCCAAAGCUGGAAGAAAAGGAACUCUUAAAAUCGGAAUUAGACARACUGACCAAAGAACUGCUUGUAAUGGGAGAAAUUAACCAGCAUCGCAAAGAUCUUCUUGAGAAGUCUGCACAUCAAAAUCAAAAAAAUCCUGAAGGUAGUCUGCACCUGCAGUCAUGUCAAAAGGAGUUGACAGCAUCAAAACAAACUGCAAGAAAGCAGAAGGCUGAAAUCGAUGCCUUGCAGUCUAAAAUAGCUGACCUUGAGAUGACACUAGCAAAAAGGGACAUUGAGAUAAAAGAACUCAAGAAAUUGUCUGAAAGUUCAAAUGGCAUAUUUGAAUCAAAAUUGAAGGCUCUAGAAGAAAAGUAUGAUGCCCAGAAAAAAAUGAAUCAGUCCAUAGAAUGCCAUAUCUUAAAUCUCCAACUAGCACUUGCAGACUCCAAACACCAAAAUAUACAGAGAACAAGGACAGUAUCAAUAGGUACCAGUCCAAUAUCCCAAGCAGCCGGCAUUGAAGAUUUACCAUCAGCUGCAAGCUCAUUAACUAGUGCAUCUCAGUGAAUACUCUAAAUUAACAAUUAGAAUAUAUUUAGGAAAAGAAAAAUAGACAAAAUAAAGGAUUUGAAGCAAAACGAG